Molecule: messenger RNA, 690 nt
Organism: Ailuropoda melanoleuca (giant panda)
Lineage: Eukaryota; Metazoa; Chordata; Mammalia; Carnivora; Ursidae
Product: T-complex protein 1 subunit alpha-like
Exons: 1
Molecular function (GO): ATP binding; ATP-dependent protein folding chaperone
Source: RefSeq, a predicted model, not a curated record
AACUGCACCGUUGGUUCUCAAGGAAUGAUUAAACGAGUUGUUGGUGCAAAGAUCGCUUGCCUUGACUUCAGUUUGCAGAAAACAAAAAUGAAGCUUGGUGUUCAAGUUCUCAUUUCUGAUCCCGAAAAACUGGACCAGAUCAGACAGAGAGAGUCUGACAUCACAAAAGAGAGGGUUCAGAAGAUUCUUGCAACCGGCGCCAAUGUUAUUUUAACCACUGGGGGCAUCGACGAUAUGUGCUUAAAGUAUUUUGUGGAUGCGGGUGCUAUGGCAGUGCGCAGAGUCUUAAAGAAGGACCUCAAACGCAUCGCUAAGGCAACUGGAGCGACUGUUUGCUCAACCCUGGCUAAUCUGGAUGGUGAAGAAAGCUUUGAGUCCCUCAUGCUUGGACAGGCAGAAGAAGUUGUCCAGGACAAAAUAUGUGAUGACGAGCUGAUCCUUGUUAAAAAUACCAAAGCACGAACCUGUUCCUCCAUCAUUCUUCGUGGAGCCAAUGAUUACAUGUGUGAUGAGAUGGAGCGUUCUGUUCAUGAUGCCUUGUGUGUGGUGAAGAGAGUAUUGGAGUCAAAGUCUGUAGUCCCAGGAGGUGGUGCUGUGGAGGCUGCACUUUCAAUUUAUCUUGAAAAUUAUGCUACCAGCAUGGGGUCACGAGAACAGCUAGCUAUUGCAGAGUUUGCAAGAUCGCUCCUU